AUGGACAAGAAGAGCAGGAGAGGAAAAGGUUCUUGGGUGGAGGAGGAGGAGGAGUGGGGUAAGGCAAAGCCAUCAACUCUCAAGAAUUUGCCGGAGAACAAACUAAGGGAGGCUCUUGAGGAGGCUUCUGAAGAUGGGUCAUUGGCAAAAUCACAUGAAAUUGAUUCUGAGUCUUUGAAUCAAGAUGGCUACUUGGGAAGGUCAAGAUCUCUUGCAAGGCUUAAUGCCCAGAAGGAAUUCUUGAGGGCAUCUGCUCUUUUGGCUGAUAGGACAUUUUGCACUGAAGAAUCCAUUCCUGACUUUAAUGAAGCCUUCGAUAAGUUCUUGACUUUGUACCCAAAGUUCCAAUGUUCAGAAAGAAUUGACCAAUUGAGAUCAGAUGAGUACAGUCACCUAUGUGAUCCAGGUGCAAAGGUAUGCCUUGAUUACUGUGGUUACGGGUUGUUUUCUUAUUUUCAAACGCUACAGUAUUGGGAUUCAUCUGCAUUUAGCUUAAAGGAAAUUACUGCAAAUUUGAGCAAUCAUGCACUUCAUGGGGGUGCAGAGGACGGUACUGUGGAGCAUGAUAUUAAAACCAAAAUUAUGGAUUACUUGAACAUUCCUGAGAAUGAGUUUGUACUUCUUUUUACUGUUAGUCGAGGAUCUGCAUUUAAAUUGCUGGCUGAAUCAUAUCCUUUCCAUUCGAACAAGAGGCUGUUGACUAUGUUUGACCAUGAGAGCCAGUCUGAGUUGGAUGGCUCAAUAGAGUUGAGAAAACAAAUUUCAAACAAGAAGAAAAGGAGGAAAGAUUCUGCAGUGGGGCUUUUUGUUUUCCCUGUUCAGUCAAGAGUUACAGGUUCCAAGUAUACAUACCAGUGGAUGGCAAUGGCACAGCAAAACAACUGGCAUGUAUGGCUGGAUGCUGGUUCACUAGGUCCUAAAGAUAUGGAUUCACUUGGUUUGUCCCUUUUCCGGCCAGAUUUCAUUAUUACAUCAUUCUACAAGGUAUUUGGUUAUGAUCCAACAGGGUUUGGAUGCCUUUUGAUAAAAAAAUCUGUGAUGGCAACCCUUCAAAACCAAACUGGUCGUACGGGGUCUGGGAUUGUGAGAAUUGUCCCUGAUUUUCCUCAGUACCUUGGUGACUCUCUGGAUGGCUUUGAUGGAUUAAUGGGCGUGGAAGAAAAGGCAGAUGACAAAAAUGAAAACACUGAACCAGAAAAGCCUGGAGGGCCGCAAUUGCCAGCAUUUUCUGGUGUUUAUACGGCCUCACAGGUCAGGGAUGUUUUUGAGACAGAGAUUGAUUAA
Messenger RNA from Coffea arabica (coffee), 1284 nucleotides. The record is from RefSeq and is a predicted model, not a curated record. Lineage: Eukaryota; Viridiplantae; Streptophyta; Magnoliopsida; Gentianales; Rubiaceae.